Messenger RNA from Ilyonectria robusta, 174 nucleotides. RefSeq lists its product as uncharacterized. Bases 1 to 174 code for a protein of 57 amino acids. Lineage: Eukaryota; Fungi; Ascomycota; Sordariomycetes; Hypocreales; Nectriaceae. The transcript is spliced from 2 exons. The record is from RefSeq and is a predicted model, not a curated record.
AUGCCUGCCCCCAUGGAGCCCACCCAGCAAGCCCCCAUGGCUGCCGACAACGGUGCCAUUGUCUCCCAGCAGCCCGCUGCUGAGCCUCAGCCUGACAUGUCCAUGCGAGGUGGUGAGGAGGCUGGCUGCGAGAUCUGCUGCGGUCUCUGCGCCUGCGAGGAGGGCUGCUGCUAA